Molecule: messenger RNA, 159 nt
Organism: Monoraphidium neglectum
Lineage: Eukaryota; Viridiplantae; Chlorophyta; Chlorophyceae; Sphaeropleales; Selenastraceae
Exons: 2
Coding region: 1-159 (52 amino acids)
Source: RefSeq, a predicted model, not a curated record
AUGGCGACGACGACCCAUGUCUUGGAGCAGCAGCAGCAGCAGCAGCAGCAGCAGCAGCAGCAGCAGCAGCAGCAGCAGCAGCAGCAGCAGCAGCAGCAGCAGCAGCAGCAGCAGCAACAGCAGCAGCAGCAGCAGCAGCAGCAGCAGCAGGAUAAGUAG